GCUUUGGAUCUGGAAAGUCUUGGAUUUGAACCUUUGCUUCACCUCGACUCCUUACUGGCUCAGAGAAUUUGGGCAAGUUACUUACCCUAGUUGGUGUGCCUGUGGCUUGCUUUUGGAGUCUGAAGUAGGUCUUCCUUUUCCAAGAAUUGACAAGCAUUUUGACUUCCUCAGAACUCGUAUUCUCAUAUCUUAAAGAGUAGGAGAGGAGUGGGUCUGGAUCUGGAGCCUCCUAAGAAUUGCUAAAAGGUAACAUAUGAAAUCUCUUGUUCUGUCCUUAUAACUGAGGGGGGAACUGGAGAGGAGAGCUGGAGCCAUUUCCAUUGUAGAACCAAUCAUGAAGGCUGAAAUGUUGGGUUUUUUAGAUUCUGAAUUCCUUUGGAGGCUUGGAGGAUAAAAUAGCAGGUGGUUAGGUGGGGGAAGAAAGUGAAAGAUCCCAAUCACAUGCCAAGGCUAAGGUACAAACAGGAGUGGCUGUUAUCUUGGGGUUGGCAGAAAGAGACAUGUUUACAGUAUGUGUUCUCUGCUUUCCCACCUCCCCCUUCCUCCUGGACUCAUUUGUGUGUGGUCAUGGAACCUUUCAGCCCAUUUUGCAGUUACAUUAUAGGUGACUGAUGUUACAUCAGGCAAUCCAGAUUUCCUCCAUUUACUUGUACCCCAAACUACAGCUCCUGUUGACUUUAUCCUUCUCACUUAUCAAUUCUUCUGCCCUUUCCUGUUUGUUUUUGUUGUUCUGUUUUGUUUUUGUUUGUUUGUUUUUUCCUCCUCAGGUGCUCAAGCACAGCCCAUGGAAGAAGCAUAUGAAGAGGUGGUGAUUAAGGUCAUAUAGCAGGAGUGGACAUGUUUGGAUUUCCAACAGCUACCCUGCUGGACUGUCAUGGAAGAUAUGCCCAGAAUGUAGCAUUUUUCAAUGUGAUGACAGAAGCCCACCACAAAUAUGAUCACUCUGAGGCCACAGGAUCUUCAAGCUGGGAUUUUCAGAAUUCUUUCAGAAGAGACAAGCUGGAACAAAAAUCCCCAGAUUCUAAGGCACUAGAGGAAGAUUCGCCUGGAGUGAGACAGAGGGUCUAUGAGUGCCAGGAAUGUGGAAAAUCCUUCAGGCAGAAGGGUAGUCUAACGUUACAUGAGAGAAUCCACACUGGUCAAAAGCCCUUUGAGUGUACCCACUGUGGAAAAAGCUUCAGGGCCAAAGGCAAUCUUGUUACACAUCAGCGAAUACACACAGGAGAGAAGCCCUAUCAGUGCAAGGAGUGUGGGAAGAGCUUUAGUCAACGAGGUAGUCUGGCCGUUCAUGAAAGACUCCAUACUGGGCAGAAACCCUAUGAGUGUGCCAUUUGUCAGAGAAGCUUCAGAAAUCAAAGUAACCUUGCUGUUCAUAGAAGAGUUCACAGUGGUGAGAAGCCCUAUAGAUGUGAUCAGUGUGGAAAAGCCUUCAGCCAGAAAGGAAGCUUAAUUGUUCACAUCAGAGUCCACACAGGCCUGAAACCCUAUGCCUGCGCACAAUGCAGGAAGAGUUUCCACACCAGAGGGAAUUGUCUCCUUCAUGGCAAAAUCCACACAGGAGAGACACCCUAUCUGUGUGGCCAGUGUGGGAAAAGCUUCACUCAGAGAGGGAGUCUGGCUGUGCACCAGCGAAGCUGCUCACAAAGGCUCACCCUAUGACCACUCUGUUCAAAGGAAGUUCUCUUUAUGAAUUAAGAGUCCAAAAUCCUCUGAGAUAAAGCAACCUAUCCAAUUCUAUGGAAUGAAUGGAGAUUCUUUCAGAAAGACCAUCAAUGGGUAGGGCAAACUGACUUUUCUCCUUUCCCUCAAAUGAGUAUGAAAAAUAAAUGUCUUGUUUAUUAUCAUUAUCA
This is a messenger RNA of Ceratotherium simum simum (southern white rhinoceros), 1850 nucleotides long. It is a transcript of the gene ZNF32, whose product is annotated as zinc finger protein 32. Gene Ontology annotation, biological process: regulation of transcription by RNA polymerase II. NCBI's taxonomy places the organism in Eukaryota, Metazoa, Chordata, Mammalia, Perissodactyla, Rhinocerotidae. The record is from RefSeq and is a predicted model, not a curated record. Gene Ontology annotation, molecular function: RNA polymerase II cis-regulatory region sequence-specific DNA binding; DNA-binding transcription factor activity, RNA polymerase II-specific. Gene Ontology annotation, cellular component: nucleus.